CAAUAAGACCAUAAGAGUAUCAAAUGGCCCAAUAGCCACACCAUCACACAUGAAAACCAAAACAUGCCGACAUUUUCUUGCUCUACCCAACUUCAAAUCCCACAGUAAAGCUCAUACCUUAGCUUAUGACAAUCUCAUUGGAACCCAGAAAUCUCAUUCACGUACCCUAAAACUUGGAAUCUCAGUUGUUGAAUCAAACCUUGUCAGUUGUUACUGUCAAUCUGGCGCAUUUUCACACGCUCAUCAAUCUUUUGAUGAAUGGCCCAAAUGGGAUGUAGUAUCGGCCACAAGACUGAUAGGUCACUUUGCAAGACACCAACAUCACAAAGAAGCCAUCUAUUUCUUCUCAAAAAUGCUUCAUUUGAAUAUCAGACCUAAUGAGUUCACAUUUGGUACGUUAGUUCACUCUUCCACAUCUCUAAAAGACCUCAAUUUAGGCAAGCAAAUUCACGCUUGUGCAAUGAAGACAAGCCUCGAAUCAAAUGUGUUUGUGGGCAGUGCAAUUUUGGAUAUUUAUGCCAAGUUGAGCACCAUAGAGGAAGCACAAAGAGCUUUGGGAGAUACCCACCAACCGAAUGUGGUUUCUUACACAACUUUGAUUUGUGGGUACCUCAAGAAACAGAGGUUUGACGAUGCUCUGGGGGUUUUUAGAACGAUGCCCGAACGAAACGUUGUUUCAUGGAAUGCGUUGAUUUGUGGGUAUAGCCAGACGGGCCAUAACGAAGAGGCAUUGAAUCUUUUCAUUGACAUGUUGAGGGAAGGUGUCGUGCCUACUCAGUCUACUUUUCCUUGUGCUAUCACUGGAGCUGCCAAUAUUGCAGCGCUUGGAAUGGGGAAGAGUUUUCAUGCUUGUGCUAUUAAGUUCUUGGGUGAGCUUAGUGUGUUUCUUGACAAUGCUCUAAUCAGCCUUUAUGCAAAAUGUGGAAGUAUGGAAGAUAGUCUCUUGGUGUUCGAUAAAAUUCCCGAACGAAAUGUUGUCUCGUGGAACGCUUUGAUAUGUGGUUAUGCACAAAAUGGGAAAGGAAAGGAAGCCAUAGAUUUCUACCGAAAAAUGUUAUUCACAGGUCUUAAACCUAAUAGUGUUACUCUUCUUGGUGUAUUGUUGGCUUGUAAUCAUGUUGGUCUUGUUGAUGAGGGCUUGUCAUAUUUCAAUCAAGCGAGACUUGAGGACCCUAGUAUACUAAAAUCCGAGCACUAUGCCUGUAUGGUUGAUUUGCUCUCUCGCUCAGGGAGGUUCAGGGAAGCAGAGAAAUUUAUCUGUGAUUUGCCUUUUGAUCCGGGAAUUGGCUUUUGGAAGGCAUUGCUUGGAGGUUGCCAGAUCCAUUCAAACAUGGAGUUGGGUGGAUUUGCUGCAAGAAAAAUUCUGGCUUUGGAUCCUGGUGAUGUAUCGUCUUAUGUAAUGCUGUCGAAUGCACAUUCUGCAGCAGGAAGAUGGCAGAGCGUGUCAAUGGUAAGGCAAGAGAUGAAGGAGAAAGGAAUGAAGAGGACUCCCGGGUGCAGUUGGAUUGAAAUCAAAAGCAAAAUUCAUGUCUUUGUCACUUCGGACAAGAGGCAUGACCAAAAAGAUGAGAUUUAUGUGGUCUUGGGAUUUUUCAUUGAACAUUCGAUGGAGAGCCAAUCUACUGAUAUCCUUACAGAAUCAUGAAUCCAACUUUGAGAUCAAUUCUAUUUAAGAACAGAUUGAACUGAUUGGGAUGGAUAUAAAACAUGCUCAGAUAGCUGAACUUAUAUUUUUUCGCAUUCCCUCAUGCAGUUUGUUCAGAAGCUUUGAGGUCAGCUCAGUUGGCUCAAUAUCAAUCCUACAUUGCUAUUUGCUUGGGAUGCCUGGCAAAGUUAGCCAAGAUGAGUUGAGUAGAGAAGCAAAAUGAGCACACUUGGGGAAAUUGAGGAACAAUGGUUGCAAUGCCUAUGAAACGCCGUUGGCACCGUUUUCGUAGCUCCAAAGACCUUCAGCAAUUCAUAUGAAGUAUAUGGCGAAGCAUGGGAAAGAGCAGCCGAUUAUCAGGUUCCACCACCCCAUACCAAACGGACUUGCCAGAGAUACACGAUAGAAACGCAAAUUGAUAGAGAUAUAUGAAGAACUGCUAAUUGAUAAAAACUUCCCUUCGGGCUGUCUCAAUCUAGUUGACCUUCACGUAAGUAUAAGGAGAAACACAUUACCAGAAGUACCCAGUGCAGUCCUGUGCUGGUGGAUUUUUAUGGUUUUUGUCAUUCAAAGCUGGUCAGCCAUCCAAGUGAUGUUCUUUGGAGUCGAAGAAGUGUAAACACGAAAUAUUUAAGUGAA
This is a messenger RNA of Ilex paraguariensis (yerba mate), 2284 nucleotides long. NCBI's taxonomy places the organism in Eukaryota, Viridiplantae, Streptophyta, Magnoliopsida, Aquifoliales, Aquifoliaceae. The record is from the annotation of a GenBank genome assembly.